AUAUGUGAAGCGUGAAGGUGCCGUUACAAAGAGGCAAACCCGCGACACAGACUCCACCAAUAUAGCGGACGCCAAAGUAAUCAAACUCAAACUCUUAUCAUUAAUUUUGUUCCACCUGAGCCUUGGCGGAACAUGGGAAGGUCACGACACUGUUUUAUCCCACAAUGCAAAGCCUCGUCCAUCACAUCGCCUCACAAGAGGUUCCUCACGGUGCCCAGAAACAUUGAGCUGAGGAAGCUGUGGUUCCGGGCAGCUCAGCGCCAGGGCGAGGAGGUGUGCCGCAGCUCCUUCUGGUGCUGUCCAGACCACUUCAAUCUGAAGGAGGACUUAGACAAUUAUAAGAACUACAUAACUAUUGGGAGCCCAGCAAAGUUCAAGCCGGGUGUUGUGCCUCAUAAGUUUGACUGUCGGAAGAAACGUCACAAGAAUAACGACCAGCAGUGUACUACUUUUGCAAUAAAGACAGACAUUGACAGUGACACACCACCACCAGCGGAGGCGAUGAGUGAAGAUAGUGAUCCUGUCAACCACCCACAGUCUGCUGCUGAACUAAUGAAUGUCCAGGUGGCUGCUGCUCUCUCUACCAAGAAACUUCCAAGACUGAGACGCAUCCUACCUAGGGUCUUGCCAGAAGAAGAGCCAGCACAAAAGCCAGCACAAGAGCCAGCACAAGAAGUCCCUGGCAGGCAGAACAAGAGAAUGAUGAAGGAUCUGAGUCUGCAGGAGAAGAUGGAAAUCUUGAAGAGGUGUGAUGCUGGUGCCAUAGGGAGAGAUAUAUGUGCAGAGUUCAAUAUCAAGUUAAAAACCUUGUAUAACAUUAAAAAGAGUGCCAAGAAGAUCCGUGCUGAUGCCCGGGAGAUGCAGCACUUAAUGGCUGCCAUGACAGCCAAGAAGAACAAGAGUGGACCGAGCAGCCGCGCAGUGCUGGACUCCCGAGUGUUCCGCUGGUACCAGCAGAAGUGUGCCUCCGGCAUGCACAUCACUGUUGAUGAGCUUCAGAAUGCAGCCACAAGGUUGGCCAAACAACUUCAUAUCAAAAACUUCAAGGCAAAUGCUUGGUGGCUGGUCAAGUUCCAAUCACGAUACAACCUGACUGAAUUAAGAGAUGCUGAGGAAAGUGACGGUGCUAAUGAAAUGGCCGUGUUGCCCUCGGAGGAGCUGGAUCAAGACAUGGCGUUUUCAUCGACACAGCAUGAAGAGCUCACCGACCCCCUCGCACCCACAGAAGCUGUGUUCAUCGUGGAGAAACAGACAGCAGGAGGAGCAAUGGAAAAUGAAUAUGUACAACUAAAAGACAACGACUCAUGGCAUGUCAACACACCCACACAAGACCCACACACCACACCACUUGUGUACACCACACCCACUCAAAGUGUACACACCACACCAGUAGUGUACACCACACCCACCCAGACCGUACACACCACACCAGUAGUGUACACCACACCCACCCAGAAUGUAGAUACCACACCACUUGUGUACACCACAUCUAUCCAGAAUGUGCACACCACAUCCACCCAAAGUGUACGUACCACACCACUUGUGCACACCACACUCACCCAGAAUGUACACACCACACCACUUGCACACACCACACCCACCCAGAGUGUACACACCACACCCAACAUGAGUGUACACAAUCAAACCAGCAAUAAUGUACACAGCACACCCAGCCAGAGUAUACACAUUCCAACCAGCAAGAGUUUACACAAUCAACCAAGGCAGAGUGUACACAGCACACCUGGGCAGAAUAUACACUGGAUAUCCAUUCAACCCAGGCAGAGUGUACACAAUCCAGCCAGUAAUAAAGCACAUAAUCAGCGCCGGCAGAAUGUACACAGCACAUCCAGCCAGAGUGUACAAAGCAAACCCAGACAAAAUGUACACACCACGUCAAGCCACAGUGUACAAAACCAAGAAGUCAUUGAUCUUGAGCCCAGUGAAACCAAUGGAGAAAGCAACACCUGUGAGCCACUGCCACCGCCGCCACCACCACCACCACAACCGCUACCACCACCACAACAACCACUACCACCACCACAACAACCACUACCACCACCACAACAACCACAACAACCAGUACCACCACAACAACCACAACCACAAUCACUCCAACUACCACUAACACUAGCACUACCACCAGCACCAGCACCAGCAUCGGAGCAGGACGCAGCCUUGCAACGGGAGAUAAGGCAGGAGCUCAGGGAGAUGAGACAGUUUAUGAGGGACAUGAGCUCUUCCAUGCGAUCCAUUAAAAACUCAACCAAAGACAUUGCCGAAACACUGAAGACCGUGGCUGCUGCUUUUUGCAACGGUAUUAGAUAAUCAUCAUUUUGUUUGUAUGUAAAUGUUAGCAGAGAGAGAGAGAGAGAGAGAGAGAGAGAGAGACUGAAUCGAAGUUAUUACCACGUCAAGUUUCAUGUCUGGUAUUCUAAAAAUCAUCCUCGAGUGCUUCAUUCUGUAUGGUGUGCAGUAUUAACUUCAUGGUGGUCCUUCUAAACUGAACCCUGAUAAAUUGAUAGCAAACUUAUUUCCAAGAGAUAUUUAGAUCCCAACCAGGCUGUGCGAUUUGACUGCACAGCCCAAUCCUAGCAAUGGGCCCAAUCGUAACGAUGGUAUUUUUAUAUAAUCAUGCAUACAAAGAGAGGUAAAGUACAGCUGUUGUGGGGCACUAUCUCCACUUCCUGUGUACUGAGUUUUCCUUAAUAUUAAGUUUUCUGAUUUUUUACACAUUAUUUACCAUGUUUUGUAAUGGAACUGCCUGCAAACCAGAGGACUUAAUAAUUGAAGUGGGAAAACCAAAACAGAUGGAAGCGAGUGGGAAUGUUGGCACUUAUAAUGGAAGCUGUACCCUGUGUGUUGUGUACCUGGAGACUGUGUUGGUUUUGUGAGGUUUUUAGCAGGUAACUGGAUUUGGUCUUGAGAGAAAAGAAGCAAAGUAAUGAUAGUGUUAUUACUGGAUUCAAGGCAACAUUUGCACAUUUCUGGAAACACUAGAUAUUUUAAGUUUGUCCUUGUGUUAAUAAAGUUAAUGAGUUCUUAUUUGACAUUUGUUCAUGUGAGGCAGAAAUAUGACUUUCCUAUAAUAAACUGAAAAGUGUAUCCUGUACUAUUGUAAGUUAAGUUAUACCUUGAUUGUUACUAAAUAUUGGAUUGGUAUUGUGAAUGGAUUUUAUUUUUUGAAGAGGUGGGAUAAGAAAAAUGGGUUUUUGUGAGUUAAAAUUAAAAUAAAGUAAAAGAUUCUCAAGUUCAUGAUGAUAAAUGUAUAGAUGAAAGUGCAGAGUUUAAAAAGAGACCUGUAUUGUUAUGUUAUUUUGUACCAUGAGAGAGCAGAGUUUAAAAAGAGCUUUAGUGUUUUGUUUGCACUAGACUGGUGAAAAAUAUGUACAUUUUGCUCUGAGUCAGAUUUCUCAAGCAGUAUUUUCUCAAUAAAUUUUUAAAGGAAAACAAA
Portunus trituberculatus (swimming crab) is the source of this 3451-nucleotide messenger RNA. RefSeq lists its product as uncharacterized. Bases 133 to 2325 code for a protein of 730 amino acids. The transcript is spliced from 6 exons. Lineage: Eukaryota; Metazoa; Arthropoda; Malacostraca; Decapoda; Portunidae. The record is from RefSeq and is a predicted model, not a curated record.